Molecule: messenger RNA, 210 nt
Organism: Ostertagia ostertagi
Lineage: Eukaryota; Metazoa; Nematoda; Chromadorea; Rhabditida; Trichostrongylidae
Source: the annotation of a GenBank genome assembly
AUGGUCGAUCUGUUCCGCGGCUACAACUCCCUCGUGCAACCGGUAAGGAACAAGACAGAGCUGCCAAUGAUCAUCAAAAUCGCCAUGCAACUUGUUCUGCUAAUCAACGUGGACGAGAAAGAGCAGGUGAUGCACACAAAUGUAUGGCUCACAUUGGUAAGCGAGAAUUCCCGUUUGGGAUUUUCCAUUCAUGUUAAAAUUCCGCGCUAA